Messenger RNA from Marmota monax (woodchuck), 3412 nucleotides. RefSeq names its product opsin 3 (gene Opn3). Bases 116 to 1324 code for a protein of 402 amino acids. Gene Ontology annotation, molecular function: G protein-coupled receptor activity. The record is from RefSeq and is a predicted model, not a curated record. Gene Ontology annotation, cellular component: photoreceptor outer segment; membrane. The transcript is spliced from 4 exons. Lineage: Eukaryota; Metazoa; Chordata; Mammalia; Rodentia; Sciuridae. Gene Ontology annotation, biological process: G protein-coupled receptor signaling pathway.
UGCCUAAGCGCGCGCUGGGCGCAGCCUUCGGCGCAAUGGCCAAAGCCGACCGCCGAGUCCCGGCCCCACCCGGACGCUGAGCGCCUCCGACAGCCGAGCGCGCCGGCGCCGGGCCAUGUACUCGGGGAACCGCAGCGGCAGCCAGGGCUCCUGGGAGGGCGACGGGCCUGCGGGCGCCGAGGGGUCGGCGCCAGAGGGGACGCUGAGCCCCACACCGCUCUUCAGUCCCGGCACUUAUGAGCGCCUGGCUCUGCUGUUCGGCUCCCUGGGGCUGCUGGGCGCUGGCAGCAACCUGCUGGUGCUCGUCCUCUACUACAAGUUCCAGCGGCUCCGCACACCCACUCACCUCUUCCUAGUCAACAUCAGCCUCGGCGACCUGCUGAUGUCCCUCUUCGGGGUCACCUUUACCUUCGUGUCCUGCCUAAGGAACCGCUGGGUGUGGGACACCGUGGGCUGCGUGUGGGACGGGUUCAGCAGCAGCCUCUUCGGCAUUGUUUCCAUUACCACCCUAACUGUGCUGGCCUAUGAACGUUAUAUUCGUGUGGUCCAUGCCAGAGUGAUCAAUUUUUCCUGGGCCUGGAGGGCCAUUACCUACAUCUGGCUGUACUCAUUGGCAUGGGCAGGAGCACCUCUCCUGGGCUGGAACAGAUACAUCCUAGACGUCCAUGGACUAGGCUGCACUGUGGACUGGAAAUCCAAAGAUGCCAACGAUUCCUCCUUUGUGCUUUUCUUAUUUCUUGGCUGCUUGGUGGUGCCUGUGGGUGUUAUAGCCCACUGCUAUGGCCAUAUUCUGUAUUCCAUUCGAAUGCUUCGCUGUGUUGAAGAUCUUCAGACAAUUCAGGUGAUCAAGAUUUUAAGAUAUGAAAAGAAAUUGGCCAAAAUGUGCUUCGUGAUGGUAUUUACCUUCCUGAUCUGCUGGAUGCCUUAUAUUGUGGUCUGUUUCUUAGUGGCUAAUGGUUAUGGACAACGGGUCACUCCAACAGUAUCUAUUGUUUCUAAUCUCUUUGCUAAAUCCAGCACUGUAUACAAUCCAGUUAUUUAUAUCUUCAUGAUCAGAAAGUUUCGAAGAUCCCUUUUGCAGCUCCUAUGUUCCCGACUGCUGAGGUGCCAGCAGCCCGCUAAAGACCUACCAGCAGUUGGAAAUGAAAUGCAGAUCAGACCCAUUGUGAUAUCACAGAAAGAUGGGGAAAGGCCAAAGAAGAAAGUGACUUUUAAUUCUUCUUCCAUUGUUUUUAUCAUCACCAGUGACGAAUCUCUAUCAGUUGAUGACAGUAAUAGAACCAGUGGGUCCAAAGCUGAUGUAAUCCAAGUUCGUCCUUUAUAGAAAUGAAAGAUGGAGCCUUAGAUGGGACAGCACAUUUGGACUUAUAAGGAUUGUUCUGGAAUUCCUAUUCUAUGUAAUAUCAACAGAAUUUCUGUGACACAGCAGGAAAUCUGAGUUGCCCAUAUGUUCUCUGUCCUCAACAAGCAAGACACAUUCUUUUAAUUCAAUGGGUGCUUUACAUAAUGAAAAAACAUUUAUGGCACAAGAUGGGCAUCUGGCACCAUCAUCUUCUAAUGUGUUGAGAAUUUUCAUUUCAAAUGUAUUUUUAAAUGACUAUAUUUGCCAAAGCACACUGUAAAAGUAAAUUUUGUCUCAUACAUAUGUAUGAAAUAGCUAGACCUUCUUGAAUUCUCUGUAGUGUUGGGUCCUAUUCAGUCAUGUUAUAUGACCAAAUUAAAUUAUCAAGGGAAUAAUUCUAGGAUGAAAAUCAAUCUGAAACAAACAAAAAACUGCGGUUACACAUGUAGUAUGAUAAAGAAAAGCUUCAUACUAACAUGUUGCUGAGUAAGUGCCAGAAGACACAAUUAGGAAGCAUCACAGUAAAGAGAAUAAGAUGACUUCAAGGUAAUCAUGGUGUGUGGUUAAUUAUGCACUAGUAGGAAACACACAGGUGGAGAUGAUGUUGAUGGCAGAGCAGUAUCUCCAUCUAUUUCAUUUCAAGUGUGAGCACGGCAGGAUUAUCAUUUUAUUUUAAUACUUUCCCACAAUUUUGGCAAGAAAAGGAGUUCUAAGUAAGAAAACAACUUACAUUUGUAGAGGGAUGAAAAUAAGUGUUUAAGUGUAUUCAUAAAAUGUAUUAUUCAAUAUUCAUUGCCCAUCAAUCACUCCACUGAAUAACUGAUGGUCAAUGUUAGUGAAGGGGCCAUUUUUCCAUGGGUCAUUGUUUAGACAUGUAGGAUACCAGAAUAUGCUACCCUUGGGUAGCAUAUGUCCAUUUUGCAUAAGCAUUACUUUGACCUGAAGACAGUUGAGAAGAAGUGAUAUAAGGAAAGCUCUCUGGAGCCAGGUGUGGUGGUACAUGCCUGUAAUUCCAGUGGCUUCAGAAGCUGAGGCAGAAGGAUUGCAAGUUUAAAUCCAGCCUCAGCACUUUAGUGAGGCCCUAAGCAACUUAGUCUCAAAAUGAAAAGGGCAAAAAUAAAAGGGAUGUGAUUCAGUGGUUAGGCACCCCUGGAUAAAUCCCUGGUACAAAAAGAAAGAAAAGGAAAGGAAAGAAGAGAAAAGCUCUCUGGCUUCCACCUAUAUUUGCUUAAACCUGGGACAUACAUUUAAAAAGGUAUUCUCCUCUCUUCUACCAGGAAGGACAAGGCCCAUCACAGAGACAACUUAGACACUUACCAGCCUGUAGACAGCACCAGAAGAAUUUCUAUAACUCCCCUUUGCUAAUCUCUAAACAAGUUACUGCCCCUAGAGACUCAGUCUUUUUCUUUUGUCUUGUCACUUCUCUAGCAGUUUGCUGUUUGUUGAAGAUGCCAUAUAAGCCAGGGAGUUCUAAGCCAGCUCUUUUGAGAUGUACUCAUUCUUUGGGCAUCUCCCUUGUAUAUAUGAAAUAUAUGUUAAUAAAAUUCUGUUUGUGUUUGUUCUUCUCUUGUUAAUCUGUCUUUUGUUGUAGGGGCCCCAGCCAAUGGAUCUAACAUAGGUAAAAGGAAAAAGUAUUACUUUCUUCCCCUACACACUAAACAUGGAUUAUUAGUGUAUCAAGAACUUGAGAAUGUCUUUGACAAUAGAGAAAAUAAAUACUGAAUCAUUUUAUUUUACUGCCUAUUUUUUUUUAUUUCCUAGAUGACUCUCCUUCUAGUGUUACAUCUUUAUAAUUAAUUGUAUUUGAAGAACUUCUAAAUGGCUCAGUUGGCCUAUUGAAGAAAGAAUAACCAAAGAAAAUAUUUCACUAAAUGCGUUUUAAAAAAAUCAAGUUCAAUGCUGGUUCUGUUGUAGUAUAUGGUUCAAGAACAAGUUACUAAACUGUUUCUAAGGGUCUGAAAUUGAAUAAAAUAUGGCUUCAUAUUUCUAUAAAAGCUGUCUCCCCUUGUUUACUUUCUACUCUCUUAUAUAAGCGUUUGUUUUAUGAAUAAAAUCUUUUCUUAUCCUUCA